AUAUGCUGAUCCAGCCGGGUAUGCCACACAACUUCGCAUACAAUGUUAAGGACGGCUACUCCGGCACCAACUUCGGCCACAGUGAGAACUCCGACGGCAACACCGUCCGUGGCUCCUACAAUGUCGACCUUCCCGACGGACGCAAGCAGACGGUGAAAUACGAAGCAGACCACCACAAGGGUUUCACUGCCAACGUGGAGUACUAUGGCGAGGCCCAGUACCCUCACCAGUCCGGUCCGGCAGUAACAUUCAAGCCCCAGCCAUCAUACCAGCCCCAGCCAUCAUACCCGCCCCAGCCAUCAUACCACCAGCCCCAGCCAUCAUACCCGCCCCAGCCAUCAUACCCGACCCAGCCAUCAUACCACCAGCCCCAGCCAUCAUACCCACCCCAACCCUCUUACCAACCCUAGUCCCCAGCCCUACACCACAUACAAGCCAUAAUCACUUUCGUUGUUAAGGUUCCCAUUCCAGUCAAAUCAUUGUUAAUUGUAAUGUUUCUAGAGACUUAAGUGUUUAAAUAAAUCCAAAGCAUUGA
This is a messenger RNA of Procambarus clarkii (red swamp crayfish), 535 nucleotides long. RefSeq names its product cuticle protein 7-like. The record is from RefSeq and is a predicted model, not a curated record. NCBI's taxonomy places the organism in Eukaryota, Metazoa, Arthropoda, Malacostraca, Decapoda, Cambaridae. Gene Ontology annotation, cellular component: extracellular matrix.